ACACGCGCCCUCUCAAAACGACGAUGUAGUGCGUGAUCGUCCGAAAAACCGGCGGAGAACACGAGUCGCACGCGAACGAGAGUCAAGGGAGGCACCGAGCGAGAUUUUCUCGACGUCCACGCGCAGGAGCCACCACGUGCGCAGGAGCGCGAUCUCCAGCGCGAGAGAGAGAGAGAGUCACGUGCGAGCGCGAUCGAUUCGAAAGCCGCGCAAGUCCGGUUCGGGAUCCUUUUUUCGUAUUUUCGUUCGGCUGUCCUUUCCCCUCGCUUGCCGUAAAGUGUGAGUCUGCCGAGUCCUGUGGAUUAAUAAAUCUCGUAGCUGCGUGGCCACACAGCGUGCGCUGAUCCUGCGGCGCGUCGUCCUUUGUGCGAGAGAGCCUUCUCUACAGACAUCGCGACAAUGACAGCCAUGGUCGAAUCCACGAAGGUCGAGGAGGGCAAGACGAAGAAGAUCGAGAACUUCGACGACGUCCUGCCGUACGUCGGCGAAGCUAGCAGGUACCAAUGGUUCCUGUUCUUCCUACUGCUGCCGUUCACCUUCGUCUACGCUUUCCUGUACUUCGCGCAGUUCUUCAUCACCCUCGUCCCCGCCGAGCACUGGUGCACCGUGCCGGAGCUGGAGCAUUGGAAUCUCACCGACUACGAGCAAAUCUCGAUAGCGAUACCGCCGGCAACCAAGGAGGAACUGCAGCUGGAAAGCGCUACGCCGUUCUCAAGAUGCUACAUGUACGACGUGAAUUACACCGAACUGCUCGAGCAGGGUGUCAGGAAGGCGAAUCUAUCGUGGCCGACGGUAAAGUGCAAGCAAGGCUGGACCUUCAAUCACACCAUGAUACCGUACGCCUCCAUCGCUGCCGAGCUCGAAUGGGUCUGCGACAAGACCUUCCUCGGCUCCGCGGCCCAGUCGGCCUUCUUCGUCGGCAGCAUCAUCGGCGGCUUCAUAUUCGGCUACAUAGCCGACCAUUAUGGCAGAAUACCGGCGUUGGUCUCCUGCAACGCCGUGGGAUUCUUCGCUUCGAUCGCGACCGCCUUCUGCAACAGCUUCUGGUCCUUCUGCAUCGCGAGGCUGAUUGUCGGCUCGUCUUUCGACAACUGCUUCAACGUUCUCUUCAUUAUAGUGAUCGAGUAUGUCGGCCCAAAGUAUAGAACUUUGGUGGCGAACAUGUCCUUCGGAAUUUACUUUGCCAUCGCCGCCAGUAUUCUACCGUGGAUUGCGUAUUGGCUCGCUGACUGGAGAAUCUUAAGCGUCGUUACCGCAUUCCCGAUGAUCGUCGCCUUCCUGGGACCAUGGAUUGUUCCGGAAAGUGCACGAUGGUACAUUAUAAACGGCAAAAUAGACAAGGCGAUCGACAUGCUGAAGAAAUUCGCCAAGGUCAACGGCAAGGAGGUGAAGCCGGAGGUGUUCGAGGAGUUCGAGAAGAGCUGCAAGGCGAUGAUUGAGAAGGACCAAUCGUACAAUCAGUACACCGUGUUGCAUCUCUUCAAGUUGCCACGGCUGGCUCGUAUCACCGUUAUUCUCAUCAUUUAUUGGCUCUUGAUCAUCUGGGUGUUCGACGGACAUGUUUGGAACAUGAAGUUGCUGGAUCCCGAUGUAUUCACAUCCUUCUCCUUGGCCGCCAUGACCGAGCUUCCGGCCGCGAUUCUCCUGGCACUUUUCCUCGAUAGAUGGGGCAGACGAUGGAUGGGCUUCGCCUCGAUGUUCACAUGCGGCGUUUUCUCCUUAAUCGCGCUCUUGACUCCUCCCGGUGUAUUAACCGUCACCAUGGCGAUCUUGGCGCGCCUUGGUGUCAAUGUCGCCGCAAAUAUCGGUUUCCAAUACGCGGCUGAAAUGUUGCCGACCGUGGUACGGGCGCAAGGAGUGUCGCUGAUUCACAUUAUUGGCUACAUCGCUCACAUAGUCGGCCCCUACGUGAUUUAUUUGGCCGAUGUGCAUCCGUCUCUGCCGCUGAUAGUUCUCGGCUUGCUGUCGUUCGUGGAUGCGUUCCUGACACUGACAUUACCGGAGACCUUGAACCAAGACUUGCCCGAAACUCUGCAGGAAGGCAACGACUUUGGCAUUGACCAGAGCUUCUGGUGGAUACCCUGCAUAUCCUCCUCGCCGCAGCUGAAGAGGUCACUAAGGCGGCAGCAGGAGCAGGGUAUGACGAACACAGCCUUCCACGGCAGCAUCCAGACGAUCGAUUCCACCAGAUUAUAGCGGCCAUACAAUCACGACGACCAACCCGCCGAGAGAGAAAGAGAGCGAAAGAAGGAGGGAGAGAAAGAAGAGGAAGAGAGACAGAGAAGUUUGCCGAAUCGUUGUAAAUAUUGCGACCGAGUGUUACCCGCGUGUGUGAUCUUAGGUGUUUCUCUUGAAGCUCGUGACGUAACGGACACGUUGAGCGAGUGUGAUGUGCGGUGACCGAAGCGGAUCGGACUGAGGCGGAUUAAUUGUAAGUAGACGACGGGGUGUAAGUGCAGAAUGCACUUCCAGAUAUUCUCCCGGGCGCACGCUCAAAUGGACACGAAUGCGCGCAGAGUGCACGUUGAAUCGCCAAGUGCGACAGUUUCGGGAGUGUAGAAUUAUUUUUCUUCCGGAUUAUUUCCUGACGACAUACACAUACAUACGCACGCACACACACACAUACAUACACACACGUACACGCACGCAAAUAUACUCCCACACACGUACAAUACAUAUUGAUAUUCUUAUGUCUUCGAUCGUCGACUCGCAGCUCUCGUGCGCGAUGCAGCGUGAUAUAAAACUAUUCAACUGCGUAGCUUUAGAUUAAUCGAAACGAUUAAUGAGUAAAUUACUCACUUAUAUCGUGCUCGCGCAUGAUCUUGCAAACGGACGUCCUGCCGACCGUUCGUUGCUCGUUCCUCUUUCUCGGAGGACUCUUCCCUGGCGCGAAGGACAGUUUAUUAAUCGCGUCGAGAUACGAGCGACACGGGGCUCGUGCACUUGUAAUCUCGAUAUUUGUUAAACAAUAUAGCAGAGACUAGCCGAAUCGUGCGCAUGGACAAAGGGAUUAUAGUCCCUCUCUCUCUUGAUGCAUCAUCAAGAGUCGUUGCGAAAUUGCCAUGCGCCAACGGCGACGGCAAUCACCACCAAUUAGUUACAUAAGUAGAAAAUUUUAAGUAAUUUAAAGCCGACAGACAGAGUGCGGCCUUGGCUGCGUCGCGAGGGGUGUCUCUCAUCUAUGACGCAUUUACUGCCAAACUUGAAAAUUAUCGAGAAUCACACGGCGACCAUGUGGUCGACCAGUCUCGCUGCACCGAUUGCGAUCUCUGCAACCGGUAGCAACUGAAUUACUGAUGGAAAAUCAAAAAAAUAUACAUUUUAUUGCUGUUUCACGAAA
Molecule: messenger RNA, 3340 nt
Organism: Harpegnathos saltator (Jerdon's jumping ant)
Lineage: Eukaryota; Metazoa; Arthropoda; Insecta; Hymenoptera; Formicidae
Product: carcinine transporter
Exons: 10
Coding region: 400-2196 (598 amino acids)
Biological process (GO): transmembrane transport
Cellular component (GO): membrane
Molecular function (GO): transmembrane transporter activity
Source: RefSeq, a predicted model, not a curated record